AUGGCAAAGAUCCUAUCGGGUAUUCCCAGAACACUGAACAAUCGUGAUGAUAUUAUGAUUGGAGGUGUAGAUCUUGCUGACCACGACAAGAACCUGAAGAUAGUGCUGGGACGACUAAAGGACUACAACCUUACGUUAAGACAAGAGAAAUGUGAAUUCCGAAAGUCAACACUUGAAUUCCAUGGCCACUUAUUCACUGCAGAAGGAUUGAAGCCGAGUGCCAGCAAGGUCCAUGCCGUCAACGCCUUCCAGAAACCCAACACCAAAGAAGAAUUGGUAUCAUUUUUACAGAUGGUUGUAUACCUUUCUCGGUACAUCGAUCAAUUCUCAGGUAGAUGCGAGCCUCUAAGAAGACUGACCAAAGCCAACACCAAGUUCGAGUGGGGUCCAGAGCAACAAAGAGCAUUUGACGACCUGAAAACAGCGCUAACAACAGCACCAGUUCUCAUUCCAUAUCAACCAGGAAGAGAAACCUUAGUCAUCGUCGAUGGUAGUCCAGAGGGCCUCGGUGGAGCCGUACUCCAAAAGACAGCAGAUGGAUUUCAACCUGUCCAUUACGUCAGCCGAACACUGACCGAUACAGAGAAACGCUAUUCACAAAUCGAAAGAGAGGCAUUAGCAGCUGAAUUUUCCACAAAUCGACUGCAGAUUUACUUACUCGGAGCACCAAAAUUUAAGCUAGCGACUGACCACAAACCAUUACUGCCGCUUCUCAACAACCCCAAAGCGAAAAUUCCACCACGAAUUGAAAGAAUUAUAAUCAAGAUGCAGAACCUGGAUUUUGAAGCUAUCCACAUACCAGGAAAGAGCAACAUGACCGACUAUUUAUCACAACACCCUCUUCCAGAAACUGGCAAAGACCAUAUUGAGAAACAUGUCAACGCAGCGAUUCAAGCAGAUCACGCCAUAGUCUGGUCGAAAAUCAAGAAAGCCACGGCAGAAGACAAGGAAUUGUGCGAACUGACCGAAACGAUUGAAACCGGAAAUUGGAGUGAAGCAAAGCAGUUCUUGAAACCCUACUACGAAGUCAGAGAUGAACUCUUUGUCGCGGAUGGAUUGAUCAUGCGAAUGGACCGUAUUGUACCACCCCAGUCCCUGAGACAGAGAAUCAUCCAGUCAGCCCACAAGCAAGGACAUCUCGGAGUGAAUAAGACGAAAGAAAUGAUCCGAAGAAAGUACUGGUUUCCUGGAAUGAAUACCAGAAUAACAGAUACGGUACAAACAUGUUUCGACUGCCAGAUUGCUACAGAUCACCACCAUACCGAGCCAGCAAAGAUGACAGAGUUACCAGACCGACCAUGGGAUGUGGUAGAAGCUGAUUUUUGUGGACCACUGCCCAACCACAAAUAUGCACUGGUACUUACCGACCAAUAUUCACGAUAUCCAGAAGUGGAGAUGGUAACAUCUACAUCCACAAUACCAGUGACAAAGAAGUUGAAGAUGAUUUUUUCUACCCAUGGAAUACCUCGAAUACUACAAUCUGAUAACGGUCCACCAUUCAAUGGUGAACAAUUCCAAACCUUUGCUGAAGAAAUGGGAUUUCACCACAAGCGAGUAACACCAAUACAUCCUAAGGCGCAGGGCCAAGUGGAAAAUUUCAAUAAGCUGAUCAACAAAACAACAAAGAUUGCCUGUGAAGAAGGAAUCGAAAUCGAGAGUGCAAUAUAUGAUAUGUUACAAGCAUACAGACGGACAUCCCAUCCGGCAACAAAGUCAACGCCGUACGAGGUUUUGAUGCACCGUCAAGUUCGAACACGAUUGGAACAUUUUCUCACCGAAGUUUACAUCACCCAAGAUGAGGUCAAGAUGAAUGACAAAACGUACAAGCAGAAACGUAAGCAGUACCACGAUAAACGUCACAGAGUGAAAACACAUACAAUCAAGUGCGGUGAUGCCGUUUUGAUAAAGAGAGAGAAGAAAAGGAAGAAGCAUACACCGUACGAGCCGUACAUAUACGUUGUUACAAGCAUAAAAGGAUCAACCAUCCGUGCGAGACGUGUAAAGGAUGGAAAAGUUAAGUGCAGAGAUGCAUCGAAGGUUAAACCACUUAGAACAGCUCAAUUGUCAAAAGCCAACGAUGAAACGGCGAGUGUAAAAGUACCAAGCAGCUACGAAGCCACAACAUCCAGGACGACAUUUCAGGACACAGACAGCAGCAACAUCCGGGACACAACAAGUGAGACUAUAGACACAACAAGUUAG
This is a messenger RNA of Paramuricea clavata, 2202 nucleotides long. The record is from the annotation of a GenBank genome assembly. Lineage: Eukaryota; Metazoa; Cnidaria; Anthozoa; Malacalcyonacea; Plexauridae.